UGGCUCAAUAGUCGCUCGCCUGGAAUCUUUCCUUUAAAGUGCCUUUCCCUUGCCCUUAAAUUAUUGACUCACUGCCUCUUACUCUGUUUCUCCCCGCUGCCCCGUCUUCGAUCUGCAUCGACACUCUCUCUUGCGAGCAGCCAAAUAAUGGGCGGACCGACGGCCUCCGAUGACGGUGCUCCGGGCCUCUUCUCGCCCUACAAGAUGGGCAACUUCAGCCUCUCCCACAGGGUGGUUCUGGCGCCGAUGACCAGAUGCAGAGCAAUUAAUGGGAUUCCGCAGCAAGCCCAUGUCGACUACUACACCCAAAGAUCCACCCCCGGUGGCUUUCUCAUAACCGAAGGCACCCUGAUCUCUCCCACAGCCGCCGGGUUUCCACAUUGCCCCGGAAUCUACACCAAGGAGCAGGUGGAAGCGUGGAAGACAGUAGUGGAUGCGCUCCACGCAAAGGGGGCGGUUGUAUUCUGUCAACUGUGGCACGUUGGCCGUGCUUCACACCAUGUGUACCAGCCUGGUGGGGCUGCACCCAUCUCGUCUACUAGCAAGCCCAUAUCCAAGAGGUGGAGAAUACUAAUGCCGGAUGGGACACAUGCCACUUAUCCCAGCCCCCGCCCCUUGUCUGCCUAUGAGAUACCGGAUGUAGUGGAUCGCUAUCGCCAGGCUGCUGUAAAUGCUAUUCAAGCUGGUUUUGAUGGCAUUGAGAUUCAUGGGGCUCACGGUUACCUCAUUGACCAGUUCUUGAAGGAUGGAAUAAAUGGCAGGACGGAUGAGUAUGGUGGUUCACUCGCAAACCGAUGCAAAUUGAUAAUGCAGGUGGUUCAAGCAGUCGUUGCAGCCAUAGGCGCAGAUCGUGUUGGUGUCCGAAUUUCACCAGCCAUUGAUCACCUUGAUGCGACGGACUCUGACCCGCUUAACCUGGGCCUUGCAGUGAUCGAAAGACUCAACAAGCUCCAGCACGUCUUGGGCUCGAGGCUCGCCUACCUCCAUGUAACUCAGCCUCGAUACACAGCUUACGGGCAAACAGAAUCGGGUCGACAAGGCAGUGAAGACGAGGAAACCAUGUUAAUGAGGACCUGGAGAAGGGCGUACCAGGGAACAUUCAUUUGCAGCGGUGGGUUCACUCGGGAACUGGGAAUACAAGCCAUCGCUGAAGGCGACGCGGAUUUGGUCUCGUACGGCCGACUUUUCAUCUCAAACCCAGACUUGGUUCUGAGAUUCAAAGUGAAUGCACCUCUGAACAAGUACAUUAGAGCGACGUUCUACACGCAGGAUCCCGUCAUCGGCUACACAGACUACCCCUUUCUGGGCGCCGGUAGCGAGACCCAUGGACCAUUGUCGCGCUUGUAGUUGGGACAAUUAGCCAGGACCGCGAGGAACUGCUGCAAUGGCAAUUAUUGUUGUAUUAUUUCUCUCUCAACUAAACUAGUCGUGAGAGGAGGGAGGGAGGGAGGGAGGCACAUAGAUAAUUUUGUGCCUACUGUUGGUAAUUUGGUAUUGUAAUUGAAGUAUAUCUAAGGGCCCUAGGUUUAUCAAUUGUCUUGUUUAAGAGGCAUUUUAUACGAAUAUAUGUAUUUAUCACUUUAAUAAGUCUUAAAUUAAUGCACGUGUUAUUAUUAGGGUCAUUCUAGAUGGUGGGUGAGCUAUUCUCUGGUCUGGUCUGGUCUGGGCAUUCCUAAUCCUCGAGGAGACUGAUAAAUGUGACUUUUUGUGAGCUUUUUUCAUUCCCCCCCCCCC
Diospyros lotus (date-plum) is the source of this 1734-nucleotide messenger RNA. Its product is annotated as 12-oxophytodienoate reductase 3. The transcript has 5 exons. The coding region runs from base 148 to 1347 and encodes 399 amino acids. The record is from RefSeq and is a predicted model, not a curated record. Gene Ontology annotation, molecular function: FMN binding; oxidoreductase activity. NCBI's taxonomy places the organism in Eukaryota, Viridiplantae, Streptophyta, Magnoliopsida, Ericales, Ebenaceae. Gene Ontology annotation, cellular component: peroxisome. Gene Ontology annotation, biological process: jasmonic acid biosynthetic process; oxylipin biosynthetic process.